AUGUCAUCUACCGCGCUGAUCUUUGUCACCUGCUCGCUGAUACUGCUUGUGUUCUCUGACAACAUAUUCGAAAGCCAUCAAAUUCACGAACAAGGUGAUAUGAAUGGAAAUCACUUGAUUGAGGAAAAUAUUACAGGCUCAGGAGAACAUCCAGAACAUUUGGUCUAUAGUUCCAACUGUUCACGAGCCCGGCGGUCACAAUCUGACCAGUUUGACGAGCCCGAGAGCAUUUCUCAACCUCCGCCCAAUCCUGAAAACAAUGAAUACCGUGCUAAAAUUCAUCGUUGGCAACACGAUCAACUUCAGCACCAUCAGUUUGAGCUGGAUCAGGAGUUGGCCGAAGAAUCGGAUCAAGGAGAUGAUGAGGUCGAUGCUCAAGCUAAAGUGCUGAAAUCAGUUCAGAACGAUGAUCAGCCAAAGGACUGUUCAGCACCGAAAACAGAAGGAAGUUUUUGUUCAACAGCACCACAAAAACAGAUGUUUUACUACAAUGCUGAUCAAAAAAUGUGUCAACCGUUUAUGUUCAACGGCUGUGACGGAAACGGUAAUCGCUUCGAGAGCGCUGACGAAUGUCGACAACUUUGCGUGGACAGCGACAUGGCGAUCCAACAGGGACGAGGUGACAUGAGCCAGCUUCAGGCUUCAAUGAAAGGUAAGUCUGCCAUUCGUACGUUUCGAUAA
Angiostrongylus costaricensis is the source of this 681-nucleotide messenger RNA. The record is from the annotation of a GenBank genome assembly. Lineage: Eukaryota; Metazoa; Nematoda; Chromadorea; Rhabditida; Metastrongylidae.